AGUACUAGUUGUUAGUGUUUCAAAAAAAAAAAAAAUAUAGUAAUUUUAAACACUACUUAGGAACUCAGUUAGCUUUCAACGCUCUCUUUGCUUUCUUCAUGGUCAAGCAAAAGUUCACUCCCUUCUCUAUAAACGCCGUCGUUUUGCUGACGGUGGGCAUCGUAGUCUUGGCCUUGCACAGCGAUGGAGACAAGCCGGCUAACGAGACUCACAAGGAGUAUGUGGUUGGAUUCUUGAUGACUGUGAUUGCAGCUGUCUUGUACGCUUUUAUAUUGCCACUCGUUGAAUUUACUUACAAGAAAGCUCGACAAGAAAUCACUUUCCCACUUGUGCUCGAGAUUCAGAUGGUCAUGUGCAUCGCGGCUACUUGCUUCUGUGUCGUUGGCAUGAUCAUCGACGGCGAUUUCAAGGUGAUAUCAAGAGAAGCAAGAGAGUUCAAGAUUGGAGGAUCAGCGUUUUACUACACGUUGAUUGUGAUCACAGGGAUAGUGUGGCAAGGAUUCUUCUUAGGAGCCAUAGGGGUUGUGUUCUGUGCGUCGUCUCUAGCUUCUGGCGUUCUCAUCAGUGUUCUGCUUCCGGUGACGGAGGUUUUGGCCGUGAUUUGUUUCCGGGAGAAGUUUCAGGCAGAGAAAGGUGUCUCUCUCUUCCUCUCCAUAUGGGGAUUCGUCUCUUACUUCUACGGCGAGUAUAAAUCCGGCAAGAAAGUUCUCGAGAAAUACCAGCCGCCGGAGACAGAACUGCCUUCUCUUCAAGUUAGUGAUUCUGUUGCUUAAAGGUCUUUCGCUUAUCUACCGGAGAGGAUUAUGGUUAUGAACUUUGGAUUGAAAAGAAUAAGUUAGAGCAACUUUUUCUAUCUAUUAUGUGUAUUUUUUUGUGUGCUCUAUCUAUUAUGUUUGUGUAUUUUUCAGUGAAAUUGUUAAUGGUCUUUUGUAUAAUUAAACAUGUUACAAAACUGUAAGUUAUAGAAAAGCAAAGCACACCAAAUGAUUGUGUAUAUAUAUGUUUUUAGUUGAAAUUGUUAUUUCUGGUAAA
Messenger RNA from Brassica napus (rape), 1032 nucleotides. Its product is annotated as purine permease 1. Gene Ontology annotation, molecular function: purine nucleoside transmembrane transporter activity. Gene Ontology annotation, cellular component: membrane. Lineage: Eukaryota; Viridiplantae; Streptophyta; Magnoliopsida; Brassicales; Brassicaceae. The coding region runs from base 99 to 773 and encodes 224 amino acids. The record is from RefSeq and is a predicted model, not a curated record. The transcript is spliced from 2 exons.